Molecule: messenger RNA, 570 nt
Organism: Theileria equi strain WA
Lineage: Eukaryota; Apicomplexa; Aconoidasida; Piroplasmida; Theileriidae
Product: signal peptide containing protein
Exons: 1
Coding region: 1-570 (189 amino acids)
Source: RefSeq, a predicted model, not a curated record
AUGAGGAUCCUUGCAAUACUAUGGACAGCAUGUUUAGUAAGAUUGUGCAGUGCAGGGUGUCUUGGAGGAGGUACUAGAGAUGACGAGGUUACUGAUCAAGCAGAACAAGGAGGUUCUAAUGAAGUAUCUACGGAGAAUAUUAGUACUCCACCUACUCAACAAGGACAAGCUGCUAAACCAGCGACUCCUGUUACUCAGUCGGCUGGACAAGGUGAUGAUACUCUGGAUCUUGCUCAUCUGGACGAGUCCAAGGUGGAUAUUCUCAGAGCUAGUAGGAAUGAAGUGGAGAAGAAGGAGUAUUAUCCAAAGGAUACUUCCAAGAUUACUACUGUUAUGGAUGGUAAUAAGGAGUUAUGGAAGAAAGAUGAAGAUUAUCAAAAGUUCCUAUCUGCAACAUUGUCAUCCAAGGGAAAGUCAUCAGUACUUUUAAUUUCUACCAAUGCUGGUAUAAAACACUUUAAGAAGGAUGGAGACCAGUGGAAGAAUGGUAACGAGGAUCAUAACAGUAAGCUUGAAGCUCUAAGGGAGAUUGCGACAAGGUCUACUACUCCAACUCAAGCUUCUCAGUAG